Cyclocybe aegerita is the source of this 1233-nucleotide messenger RNA. The record is from the annotation of a GenBank genome assembly. Lineage: Eukaryota; Fungi; Basidiomycota; Agaricomycetes; Agaricales; Hemipholiotaceae.
AUGGCAAAGGAUAUCUCAGCAGACGUUGCGUACAUUGGAGGGGUUUGGACUGAGGGAGUGUUAUAUGGCAUCCACAUCGUCGUUUACUUCACCUUGUGCUACAUUUUCACCUCAAAGGCAUAUACUCGAGGCCGUGAAACGUCUUCACGGAUUCUGCUUACAUAUAGCACGGUCAUGUUCGCCCUCUCGACGGCACACGUCAGUCUAGCGCUUCAAGAACUCUUUCAAGGCUUUAUCUACGAACGAGAUUCGACGCCUGGUGGCCCACCUGUGUUUUAUCGUGAAAAUGUAUUUCCGAAUAGGAAGGCUCUUUACAUCGUCAAUACCUUGUUAGGUGAUUCAUUACUAAUUUGGCGUGUUUUCGUUAUCUAUGGACGAAAUUGGUUUGUCGUUGGUCCUUCUGUUCUGCUCCUCCUCGGUACAAUCGUGUGUGGUUUCAAGACAAUUGCCGCUAAUGCCAUCGCGUCCCACUCUUCCGUCUUCGAUCCUUCUAUCCUAUCCUGGGUCACGUCAACUUUUGUGCUCACCAUCGCCACGCAAAUCAUCGCCACCGUGCUAAUCGCAUCCCGCAUCUACGCCGCCUCGCGUCCCUACUCCGUCACUCUCGCGCCACCGUCCAACGAUCCGAAUGCUACACCCGCUGGGUACCUCGUUGGAGGCGAGGUAGAUCGCGGCCAGCGUGCGAAGUACCUGGGCAUGGUGUGGCUCGUGGUCGAAAGUGGGUUGAUAUACACCAGCGCCGCAAUCGUACAGCUGGUCACGUAUCUGUUGCAUAUGAACGCGGGUGUGAUUAUGGAAUUUAUGCUCAGUCAGCUCAGUGCAAUGGUCCCUAUGGUCAUCGUUGUCCGUGUUGGCCUCGGUCUUGCGUACGAUGGUCCUUCUGGGUCUCCUUGGAGUAGGCGACAGCCCAAUGGACACGGACGGAACCACCAUUCCUCAACCCACGUCGGGAAACACGGUGGGCCCGUCAACCUCUCGACGUUCCAAGCAGCGACUCGCGCGGACCCGAUCAAGACGGGCGACCAGCAAGUCAGCUACGUCACUGGCUCGAGUGGUACGAAACUAGGCUCAGGACUCGGUGUGGCCGACGAGAGCAAGAGCGGCCUGGAUGUGGAGGCGUUCGGAAUCGCGGAAAAAUCCAUGGAUGAGGUGGAUGGACGAGGUACAGGGCUCCAGACGAGGACGAGGCGGAGGAGCUCGAGCGGCAGUGGGGAAACUGGAAGAGCGGUUUGA